Xenia sp. Carnegie-2017 is the source of this 667-nucleotide messenger RNA. Its product is annotated as ubiquitin-fold modifier-conjugating enzyme 1. The transcript is spliced from 6 exons. Gene Ontology annotation, molecular function: UFM1 conjugating enzyme activity. Gene Ontology annotation, cellular component: cytoplasm. NCBI's taxonomy places the organism in Eukaryota, Metazoa, Cnidaria, Anthozoa, Malacalcyonacea, Xeniidae. The record is from RefSeq and is a predicted model, not a curated record. Bases 14 to 517 code for a protein of 167 amino acids. Gene Ontology annotation, biological process: protein K69-linked ufmylation.
GCGCAUAAACAAAAUGGUGGACGAAGCUACAAAGAAAACUCUCGCUGCAAUUCCUCUUUUAAAAACUAAAGCUGGUCCAAGGGAUAAAGAUUCGUGGGUGAUAAGACUUAAAGAAGAAUAUGGCUCCCUUAUAAAAUAUGUUGGAAAUAAUAAACAUGCCGACAAUGACUGGUUUCGUCUUGAAUCCAAUAAGGAGGGCACAAGGUGGUUUGGUAAAUGUUGGUUUGUGCAUAACCUGCUAAAAUAUGAAUUUGAUAUUGAGUUUGAUAUUCCUGUAACAUAUCCUACCACUGCUCCAGAAAUAGCAAUACCUGAGCUGGAUGGAAAAACUGCAAAAAUGUACAGGGGAGGAAAGAUAUGCUUAACUGAACAUUUUAAGCCAUUAUGGGCACGAAACGUACCCAAAUUUGGAAUAGCACAUGCCAUGGCAUUGGGUCUUGGACCAUGGCUUGCUGUUGAAAUACCUGAUCUGAUUGAUAAAGGAAUUGUGGUUUACAAAGAGAAAACUGCAAAAUGAAGAUUGCAUAAAAUGAUUUUAUACAUUGUAUAAUAGUGUGUUGUCCAAGGAAAUGUCUGCAUGCUAGAGUAUUGAAUUUUCACAUUUUUGCUAUGAAAUUCAAUCUGUAUUAUACAAUAUUGAUGUAGCACAUUAAAUUUGAACCAAACA